This is a messenger RNA of Cyclospora cayetanensis, 2454 nucleotides long. RefSeq names its product trans-splicing factor Raa3, chloroplastic-like. NCBI's taxonomy places the organism in Eukaryota, Apicomplexa, Conoidasida, Eucoccidiorida, Eimeriidae. The record is from RefSeq and is a predicted model, not a curated record. The coding region runs from base 1 to 2454 and encodes 817 amino acids. The transcript has 10 exons.
AUGCAGUGGCGACCAGCUCGCUUCCCCUACAGGCGUGGCAGCAAAGAACGCAUACAGACGGCUGUCUUUGCCUCCACAGAGCACAAACAGCAGCAACAGUCCCGCCAACUGUUGGCUAUAGCUGUCGCUGGCCCCUCGACUGCAGCAGACGCCCCCGCACAAACAGCAGCCGAAGCAGCAGCAGCAGCGCCUUCCGCUGCCUCCCUCCACGAGGAACAUGUGGCUCUUCUAGAGGCACUACGGGGGCUGCUGGAGGAGGCCGACCGCCUCAUUUGCUGCCAGUUCCCCUCCAAUUCGUCCGCUGCUGCGGUUCGGGAGAAGCAGCAUCAGCUGACGGAUCGCUAUCACGCGUUGAAACGGCAAUUCAAGUCUCUCCAGGUGUCAGGACACCUCACAGGGCCGAGUGCUGAGGUCUUCGACGUCUGCGCGGCAUUCGGCGAAAAUGGGCGGCUCGAUCCCCUCCCGCUGGCCAUAGGCUUGCGCUGUGGUGGUUUGCUGCUGCUUGGAGGAAGCGACGGUAGGAUGGUUGGCUGCAGAAGAAUGCAUGCACGCCUCAGCGGCUGCCGCGACGCCUUAGACAACGAAGACGCACUCACUUCUGCGCUGCGGCCAGAACCGUUGUAUAUAUCUGCUGCAGCAGCCACUGCUGCAGCGCAAAUUGCGAAUUCUGGAAGGAAAGACGAUCACGGCAGUAGAGCAUCUGUGAUCCUUGAGCCACCUCAUCUUGACAGCAAGCCCUCCUUUCAGUGCCUCCUCUCCGUUGACGCUGCUGGCUGCUGCUGCCUCUCUCUGAACGGGCUGCUACCGCUCCUUACACUGCAGCUGGAUCAGCUGCUGCCAAGAGGUUCAACAGAAGUAUCCCAGCCUCACGUCGCGCAGCCCUCUGUUUGCAUGCAACCGCAGUUGCAGCAGCACAAAACGCUGCUGCAUGCGGAGGCUUCCCCAGCGAAGCGAAGACGUCCAUCAACCCCACCCACACCGAGGGAUGCCACGCGUCUUUACCGCGACGCCCGAGAUCCAGUGGGCAAACAUGCAGCAGCAGCAAGAGUUCCGUUGCGAUUGAUGCUGCAGCAGCGGCAGUUGAUAGUUCGAGCAGCCACCAUGAGCAGCUCCUGUGACUCUCUCGCUGUACUUCUGAUCAAAGCCUCUCCUGCUGCUGACGCUGCUGCAGCUGCUGCAGCUGCUGGUAAGAGCCUUUGUGCUUAUCCUAGUCAUCUUCAGGCGCUUUCGAAUGCAGGAGGCGGCAGAAGAUGCCUUGCGCGAAAGGAAAGCUCCCACACUUCUCCAGCCGCUGCAGCGGCUUUCAAAGCCAACACUGAUACAACCGCAACUGCCAAAGUGAUAUCACACCAGCCGUCGACGAGGCAGCAGCAACAGCUGCAGCAGGAAAAUGGAUUCCUGGCACUUGUCUCAAUCCCAUGGUUACCAGGACUGUUGCGGAACGUUGCUGCUGCACUCCACCUGAUGGAGGCAGCAGAAGCAGACACGAGCUUUGCGAUUGCAGCACUGCAGCAGGCAAAGGGUGUGUGGGCAGCAGCAGCAGCAGCUGCUGCUGCUGCCGAAUCGUCAGACUCCAUGGAAUCACCAAAUGGAGACUGCUGUGAACCAGAGGUAGAGCAUGCAGCUCCUGCUACUGCUGCUGCUCGUUUUUCAUCAUGCUCCCCCGCUUCAGCAGCAGACAAAGCAGCUUCAACUUUUCCUGGUAUACCUGCCUCCUUGGCUUUCGUGGCAUCGGCAGCUGUCUGCGCAGACAGCUGCCGCUCGUGCGUACAGCCGCAGAAGAUUCGCAGCUUGCUUGCUUGCUUGCGCUGUUGCUCGCAGUCGGAGCAGCUCAGUGCGGCGAGUAUGAUUUUGCAAGAUUCGGUGCAUGCAGCUACCUCGCGAGCGCAGCUGCUGGCAGCAGGCGCAGCAGCAGCGGCUGCUGCUGCAGCGGCUGCUCUUGCAGCCUCCUCGUCUGCCGGAGAUGCUGCAGCAGCCGGUCGUUCGUGUGUUCGUUGUUGGCACUUGCUCAGACGGCAAAUGAGCAGCGGCUUUCGCCACGAUGCAAACGCAGACUCGAUGGCUGUUGCACUGAAAAUGCCUGGACUCUCCGCUGCCGCCCCUGCCCAGCUGAUGCCAGCAUCUGCUGCUGCUCUCGCCGAUAUAGCGGCUACGGGUAUUUCUGCAGUAAUUAACACCUGGCAGUUGGCCUUUUCCCCUGAAAAAGGCACAAACAGUGGCUCAAGUUCUCCCGCUGAGGAGUGCGUCCUCACCGCAUCUUUUUCUGAUGUUCAUGACGUUGCUUCCCUAAGCGUCAAGGAGGUGUGUGUGGCAGCCGUAUGCGGGGAAGAUCCAGUUUUGCUGCUGCAUGCGUUUGUGUCUGCUGCUGCAGAGAAAGGCCGCCCUGACGUCUCGCGCACUGGGUCGGUUUUGUUUUGUUUUGCUAAAGGAGCCCACAUGAUGCUUGCUGCUUAA